Messenger RNA from Ostrinia furnacalis (Asian corn borer), 1227 nucleotides. RefSeq lists its product as uncharacterized. The record is from RefSeq and is a predicted model, not a curated record. Lineage: Eukaryota; Metazoa; Arthropoda; Insecta; Lepidoptera; Crambidae. The transcript has 5 exons. Bases 1 to 930 code for a protein of 309 amino acids.
AUGGCGCGAGCAUGCCUGGAGCCGUACGCCACGGAGACAGCAAUGCGGGAGUGCCACGGAAAGAGGAGGUGUGUCCUCUCAGCAGACAGCAACAUGUUCGGGAAGCCCUGCAGAGUCGGCAGCAGGACGUACCUGAAAGUCGUGUAUACCUGUGUUCCCCGCACGGUCCUGAAGGAGAGAUACGAAAGUGCUCCAGAGGAGGACGAGGUCGCCCAUGACGUGUCUGAUAUUGAACACGAAGAUGUCGAUGAUUCCGGUGACCGGUGGUGGGUGGAGUCAGCAGUGCCUCCAGCCCCGGCGGUAGCAGCUGUGCCUCCUCAGAGACCUUCGAUGUCCACCAGCAUCAACGCCACAAGCAUCAUCAGAAACUCCCCUUCAGCAUCACCACCAAGACACCACCUCUCGAAAGAUGAACCGUUCGACAUGAUGUAUGUCUACAUCAUAGCAGCUGUUGCCGUCUCGCUCCUCCUCUGCAGUAUGGUAGGUGUAGUCCGAUGUCUGGUACACAGGAGAAGCACAGAACAGCCUAAAGGCCCUGACGUCUCAGCCACCACAGAAAUCCCCAACGGAUUCAACGACAGCAUAUCAGAAGUUGACAAUGACAUCAACAUCACCAGCUUAUCAGGUCCAGUCGACACAGUAGACUCAGGCCUCAAACCUGAGAUGCAGUUCACAAACGUCGCUCUCAGUCCUAAGAUCAACCGAUACGUCGGCAGACCAGUCCCCAACACGUACCCACAUGUCAGUACCAACAUGUACGGACAGGUCGCCGAAUACCCUAUAGAAAUGCCACUCCGAACCAUGCCCCAUGGGACGUUGGGACGUGGAGUUGCCGUCAAAACCCUACCUAGAGUGCAAGUGCAAAACGAAACCGACCCUAACACCCGGAGUUUAUAUCGAUAUUCGAACGCGCAGUACUACUUCGGGUGACAGCAAGACAAUGCCCAGUGUUCGGACGUAUCGAGGACUUACUGUUUCUAGUUCAGUCGUAGUGAAGUGUAAAUAGACUAGACGUUUGUAAUGUCCUACUUUUAAUACGGAAACUGUGAUAUUAAUUGAAACUUUCCUAUUAACGGGCCGUUCGUGAAAUAUGGACACGGGAGGCGGUGCUACAGGCCGUGAAUCAGUUACGUCUUGUCGUUAGUGAGGGGAAAACUCGAGUUUUCUUAAUUAAUUCCUUGACUUUAAUCUUAAUUUUGAGUUAAGAAGUCGCAUUUUUAAAAUAAG